AUAUUGAAACGUGCCAAGGGCGUCUAUAUUCCGCCAAUGACUCGAGCAGGGGAGUACAUAUGGCAACAUAGCAGACACAUUGAGGCUAUAAAGCCUCUGCAUUCCCACGACCAUGAACCUUGGAUUUAAGCAGACAAAAAUCAUCUUUUCUUUGACUUAUUGUGCCCUUUUUUAACGCUCUGAGAGUGAUCCUUUCCUUCCAAUAACCAACUUCUUCAAUUAUUCACAAUGCUUCCUAAGGCUGUCCUCCUCUCUCUCCUCGCCUCCAUGGCACUGGGUGCCAGCGAGUUCCCUAUUCCCGAGUCUGCUGGCACUGAGACUUUCAGUGAGCCCAAGGAGAUCGCCGCUGGCGAGGUCUUCGACGGUGGCUUGAAGACUUACGGCCGUGGCGUCGAGUGCACUGGCCAGGAUGAGGGUGGCGACAGCGACGCCGUCUUCAUCCUCCAGGAGGGUGCUACCCUCAAGAACGCCAUCAUCGGCACUGACCAGAUUGAGGGUGUCCACUGUGAGGGUGCUUGCACCAUCGAGAACGUCUGGUGGGAGAAGGUCUGCGAGGACGCACUCUCCCUCAAGAAGGGUAACGGUCCUUACAAGGUCAUCGGCGGUGGUGCCCAGGGUGCCGAGGACAAGGUGAUCCAGCACAACGCCGGAGGUGAGGUCAGCAUCGAUGGCUUCGUCGUCUCCGACUUCGGCAAGCUCUUCCGCUCCUGCGGUAACUGCGAUUCCCAGUCUCAGCGCACUGUCACCAUCUCCAACGUCAAGGCCUACAACGGCAAGGUCCUCGCCGGUGUCAACGAGAACUACGGUGAUAAAGCCACCAUCACGGACACUUGCGCCACUGAGGUCAAGGAUAUCUGCAAGACCUACGAGGCCACCGAAGGCUCUGGUGAGCCCGAAGAGAUUGGCUCUGGCCCCAGUGACUCUUGCGUCUACACUGACCCUCUUCCUUCCUGCUAAGUGCAUUCUUAGUGUAUCUGAGGGGAUAUCGGACAUCUUGGGCGCUUUUCUAUUUUGUACUAUUUGUCUCCCUGCAAGGCAGUCAAAGUCAAUCAUACUUUGCUGCCUUCCUGUAUCUAAUAACAUAAAGAAUUUGACCCUUCUCUGAUAGCCCCCGGGGCUGUCCGAGCUGGAUUGGGAU
Aspergillus pseudotamarii is the source of this 1138-nucleotide messenger RNA. RefSeq names its product pectate lyase. Gene Ontology annotation, molecular function: pectate lyase activity. The transcript has 2 exons. Gene Ontology annotation, cellular component: extracellular region. Gene Ontology annotation, biological process: pectin catabolic process. The coding region runs from base 229 to 957 and encodes 242 amino acids. The record is from RefSeq and is a predicted model, not a curated record. NCBI's taxonomy places the organism in Eukaryota, Fungi, Ascomycota, Eurotiomycetes, Eurotiales, Aspergillaceae.